AUGUUUUCUCACAUUGUCACAGCAGCAAAAGGUCUAUUUGCACGGCAAGAAGUCGACGAAACCAAACUCGACAACAGCAAUACAACCUCGACAACGUCAACAAGUCCAAUUGGCCGCAAAGCAAAAAUGGUGACGGCAACGAGAAGGAGGAAUCUCGAGACAUUGUCGACAGCUUCUGGGGAUAGCAAGGGCGUCUCGACCUCCGCAAAUGGGAAGCGCAAGCCCGAAUCUACAAGCGCUGGAAAACCCGAGUCACAGCACAACAAACGGAGAAAGAGAAGCAGUCUAGAGGCUGCUGAAGAGCCGGAGAGGGAAUUGUCGACUGAGAGCGCCAUGGUUGAGUCAGAUUCGAAACGAUCAGAGGCACAGGCGCCUGCUUCUAAGACGAAACACUUCAGAUUCGACAGCGAAGAGCCUGAACUGCCGGUGGAGAUGGAGACCGAGGCGCCAGAGCCUCAGCAGAAGGAGCAGGACAAUGAAGACAGCAGUGAUGAUGACGAAGCUCCUGAAGCGAUUGACAAUUCGGCUCAGAUGUCCAAGAUCAGACUGGAAGCUAAAAAGCAAGAACGAGCAAGACAAAUUGAGGAACAGCUGAGAAAGGAGAAGAGAAAACAACUGGAUGAACUCCGCAAACAGCAAGCGAAACAAAAGGAGGUGACCAAAUUAGCAGCCGGUUCUGCUGAUGACCAGCUUUCAGAAAGCACGGAGACACUGCGAGGUAGUACCACACAAGAUGCCCGCCGAUCAGCCCUCCCAGCUCUCCUGCCGGAUGAGAUUCUCAAUGCAGCUCCUGUCGCCAGACCUCCAACGCCUCCCUUAGAGGAGCUUAAUGUUUCGCAUAAGAAGCCAAACAAGUUGAAAUUUCUCGAUGCUACAGAGAAACGCCCCAAGGAUGUCAAGCUGGGCGAUGUUACCAUCCGUGUGUUAGAUGAGAACCCGACCAAGAAGGCCAAGACAACCCUGCCGCCCAAAGCCUCAAAGACUGGACGCAAUGCCAAGCAGAAUUGGCUCAACAGAGCUCGCAGUACCGCCACUGUCAAUGGUCUUAGAAGAACCGCAGGUGGCCCUUCAGGGUUUGUUCGCAGAUAA
Messenger RNA from Aspergillus fischeri NRRL 181, 1089 nucleotides. RefSeq lists its product as uncharacterized. Lineage: Eukaryota; Fungi; Ascomycota; Eurotiomycetes; Eurotiales; Aspergillaceae. The record is from RefSeq and is a predicted model, not a curated record. The coding region runs from base 1 to 1089 and encodes 362 amino acids. Gene Ontology annotation, biological process: rRNA processing. Gene Ontology annotation, molecular function: snoRNA binding. The transcript is spliced from 2 exons.